This is a messenger RNA of Beauveria bassiana ARSEF 2860, 2634 nucleotides long. RefSeq names its product DUF323 domain-containing protein. Bases 1 to 2634 code for a protein of 877 amino acids. NCBI's taxonomy places the organism in Eukaryota, Fungi, Ascomycota, Sordariomycetes, Hypocreales, Cordycipitaceae. The record is from RefSeq and is a predicted model, not a curated record. The transcript is spliced from 9 exons.
AUGCCCGCCGUCAGAGAGGCCUUUGCCGCGCAGCCCUUGGUUGUCAACGGCGGCGACUCGUUUCUCACAAACGGCCAUGCUGAGACGCCCCGCAAAAUGCCAACGCAGCAGCAGGAGCAGCAGCAGCAGCAGCAGCAGCGUCUUGACAUCAUUGAUAUUCGCGGAGAGCAGGUCGACUUUAACCUCAAAAAGGAGAUUGCUAACCACUUGAAUCCCGUCAGCGGCCACCGUACGCUGCCGACGUUGCUGCUGUACGAUGAAACGGGCUUGCAGUUGUUUGAGGAUAUAACAUAUCUGGAUGAAUAUUAUCUCACCAAUUACGAAAUUGAGCUUUUGAAAAAACAUGCGGCCGAAAUAGCGGAUUUGAUCCCGGCUGGAGCCAUGGUCGUUGAGCUUGGAAGCGGCAACUUGCGCAAGAUUUCUCUCGUCCUCGAUGCCUUUGAAAAGAUUGGCAAGCCAAUCGACUAUUAUGCCCUCGACUUGUCGCAGGAAGAACUGCAGCGCACACUCUUGCAGAUUCCCGACUACAAGCAUGUCCGCAGUCAUGGGCUCUGGGGCACAUAUGACGACGGCAAAGACUGGCUAAAGCAGUUUGCCAAUAGCGACCGAAACAUAACAAUCAUCCACCUCGGCUCUAGUAUUGGCAACUUUUCGCGCGACGAGGCCGGCGCCUUCUUGCAAGGGUUCGCUCAGGUUUUGAAGCCAGCAGACUCCAUCAUUAUCGGCAUCGAUUCAUGCUGCGACCCGAACAAGGUCUACCAUGCAUACAAUGGCAACUUUAUUCUCAACGGCCUUCGCCACGCCAAUGCUGUCUUUGGUUCUGAAAUCUUUCACCUGGAUGACUGGAAAGUCAUCGGGGAGUUCAUCUACGACGAGGACGGCGGCCGCCACCAGGCCUUCUUGUCGCCCACCAAGGAAGUCAAUAUCCUUGGAACAACCAUCAAGCAGGCCGAGAGAUUAAAAAUCGAGCAAAGUCUCAAGUACUCCCAGGUUGGCGGUGAGAAGCUGUGGCGCACUGCUGGUCUGAAGGAGGUCAAGCGUUGGCGACGUGGCGACGACUAUGGUCUCCAUCUGCUUCAAAAGACUGAUCUUCCAUUCAGCUCUCUUCCUUCACAGUAUGGAAGCGUUCUGCCCACACUCAACGACUGGUCAGCCCUCUGGCAAGUCUGGGAUAUCGUCACCAAGGGCAUGCUGCCCGACCAGGAGCUCCAGGAAAAGCCCAUCAAGCUGCGCAACGCUUGCAUUUUUUACCUCGGCCACAUCCCCACCUUUCUCGACAUUCAGCUGUCCAAGGUCACCAACGAAGCCGCCACCGAGCCCGCCGCCUACCGAGCCAUCUUUGAGCGCGGCAUCGACCCCGAUGUGGACAACCCGGAGCGCUGCCACGACCACUCCGAGGUCCCCGAGGAGUGGCCGCCCGUGCAGGAAAUCACGGCGUAUCAAGGCCGCGUACGCGCCCGUCUGGAGAAGCUCUACGCCGACACGGACAAUGGCAGCCUGGACAAGAUGCCCCGCAGCGUCGCGCGCGGCAUCUGGGUCGCGUUUGAGCACGAGAUUAUGCAUAUCGAGACGCUACUGUACAUGAUGCUGCAGAGCGACAAGACGCUGCCGCCGCCGCACACGCCCAUGCCCGAUUUCGCGACGCUGAGCGCAGCGGCUAGACGUGCACGCGUUCCGAAUGCUUGGGUGGAUGUUCCCGAGCAGACUGUCGUCAUUGGCAUGAAUGAUCCCGAGGACGGCACUGAUCCGACUGUCAAUUUUGGAUGGGAUAACGAGAAGCCAGAGAGGAAGGAAAAGGUGCAUGCCUUUCAAGCCAAGGCGAGGCCCAUCACCAACGAAGACUAUGCCGAUUAUCUCUACAGCACCAAAAACAGCGCUAUUCCAUCCUCUUGGUCCAUUGUUGCUGAAGCCAACAACGGCAGCCCCCUCCUCAACGGCGCCAGUUCCGAGUACCCUAUGCAGCCGUACCUCAAGGACAAGGCUGUGCGCACCGUCUAUGGCCUCGUCCCUCUCAAGUACGCCUUGGACUGGCCCGUAGCCGCUUCCUACGAUGAAUUGGCUGGCUGCGCCGCCUGGAUGGGCGGCAGAAUCCCGACCAUGGAGGAGGCCAAGAGUAUCUACACUUUUGCGGAGAAGCAAAAGGAGGCCUCGAUGCACAGCAAGCUCUCUAAUAGGGUACCUGCAGUCAAUGCUCACUUGGUCAACGAUGGCGUCGAGGAGACACCGCCAAAUGGGGCCGCCGCAUCAGCAGCAGUCAAUGGAGGCGAAAGCGGCGGCGGCGCCGCCUCGCUGUACAUUGACCUCGACGGUGCCAACGUCGGCUUCAAGACGUGGCACCCGCAGCCCGUCACGGCCAGCGGCGACACGCUGGCCGGCCAGGCGGGCAUGGGCGGCGUGUGGGAGUGGACGAGCUCGGUGCUGACUCGGCACGAGGGCUUUGAGCCCAUGGCGCUGUAUCCGGCGUACACGUCUGACUUUUUCGACGGCAAGCAUAAUAUUGUGCUCGGCGGCUCGUGGGCGACGCACCCGCGCAUCGCCGGCCGUCGCAGCUUUGUCAACUGGUACCAGCACAACUAUCCCUACGCGUGGGCUGGUGCUCGACUUGUCCGCGACGCUGUCCAAGUCCCGGUAUGA